CAGCCAAGGGCGAGGGGUGUGCUUGGGUGAAAAUCGAAAGUCUGCUUAAACCGUUACUAGAUAAAAUUCUUUUUUCAUGUUAAAUGUGAAAAAGUACAUUUUAAGUUACUGUAUAACGUAUUUUUUUAUUUCAAAGCCCUGUAGAUAUUCCUGAUAUUUUCAUUUGUCUUUGAUUUUGCUUUUACGAACGGAAAACAAGAUGAUUGACACAGCGCCAGGAGCAGAAAGCUUGCCUUACGCCGUCCAGUUGAAAACUCUGCUGGAGCAGGAGACCCGGUACCAGCCCAAACUGUGCGGGAUGAGGAUCAUUGAGUCGGCUCAGGAGAACGGCUUGCGAAUGACGCCCAGACUGCGGGACUUCGAGGUCAAAGACCUGCUCUCACUCACGCGGUUUUUCGGCUUCAGUGCCGAGACCUUCUCCCUUGCGGUGAACCUGUUGGAUCGAUUUCUCGCUGCGAUGAAGAUCCAGCCCAAGCACUUGUCCUGCGUCGGACUGUGCUGUUUCUACAUCGCUGUGAAGUCACUCGAGGAAGAGAAGAACGUUCCUCUGGCCAACGACCUGAUCAGAAUAAGCCAGAACCGCUUCACGGUGUCAGACAUGAUGCGGAUGGAGAAGAUCAUCUUGGAGAAGUUGUACUGGAAGGUCCGCGCCCCCACGGCACUGCAUUUCCUCCGGCUGUUCCAUGCGAUGGUUCUCCAGCAGUCUGAUGCGGAGGGGAAGAAGAAUCUAAACAUUGAGAGGCUUGAGGCUCAACUGAAAGCCUGUCAUUGCAGCUUUGGCUUCUCCAAAAUAAAGCCCUCUCUACUUGCCCUGGCCAUACUGGCCCUGGAAAUCCAGGAGCAAGGCCUCUGUGAACUGACAGAAGCACAGCAGACUCUACAGCUGCAAGCUAAUAUUAAAAGUGGGGACCUUGUUUGUGUGAGAGAGCUGGUGGCAAAGUGUCUGGUCGAGUAUUCUUCAACAAAAUGCUCCAAACCAAGCAACCGCAAACUGCGAUGGAUCAUCUCUGGCCGGACAGCGAGGCAGCUGAAACACAGUUACUAUAAGGUUGCUCAUCUCCCCACCAUCCCAGAGGCUGCAUGCUGAAGUUUCUUAAACAGAAACGAUGUUACUUCAGAAAUGAAGAAUGCAGCCAGUUUCCAACUACAACAAAAAAAGUUCUCAGUAGCUGAAGGCAAAUGCAAAAACAAAAUCCACAUGUGCCUGAAAUGUCUUGACUUUAGCUUUAGGGCGUAAUUCAAUUAAGGGAGCAGAGAAGUGAGGUGCUCUUUUUUUUUCCUUAAUGAAUUGAAACUAAAAUGCAUGAUGUCAUUUGGCAUAUGGUGGUAUACAAAUAACUAGUAGGUGUAAAAGUCAGCCAUGCCCCCCCCCAAUGUGUAAGUCUAAUUUUGCAUAUCCUUACCUCAACUUUCUGUAAAUGCACUUUCAUUAUGACUGGUCUUGCCUUUUUCCUCACACAGCUAAUAGCAUUUUUGUUUGAGAAACAAAUUGUGAGAAAAACUAUGAAUGGGCAGGGAUCUGUUUUUU
Molecule: messenger RNA, 1528 nt
Organism: Megalops cyprinoides (Indo-Pacific tarpon)
Lineage: Eukaryota; Metazoa; Chordata; Actinopteri; Elopiformes; Megalopidae
Gene: ccng1
Product: cyclin G1
Exons: 7
Coding region: 200-1087 (295 amino acids)
Biological process (GO): mitotic cell cycle phase transition; regulation of cyclin-dependent protein serine/threonine kinase activity
Cellular component (GO): nucleus; cytoplasm; cyclin-dependent protein kinase holoenzyme complex
Molecular function (GO): cyclin-dependent protein serine/threonine kinase regulator activity
Source: RefSeq, a predicted model, not a curated record